Molecule: messenger RNA, 1110 nt
Organism: Coprinopsis cinerea okayama7#130
Lineage: Eukaryota; Fungi; Basidiomycota; Agaricomycetes; Agaricales; Psathyrellaceae
Exons: 2
Coding region: 1-1110 (369 amino acids)
Source: RefSeq, a predicted model, not a curated record
AUGACUGCCUCUCGACCCUGCCAAUGGCGCCCCUCUUCUCCGCCGUUGUUUGAAGGACUGACGUCGCUCGAGAUCCACGACCGGCAUCCCUCCAUCGCCUCUUCGGCUGCCGAGUUCCUCGACGCGUUGGGACGCAUGUCCAAGUUGGAGCACCUGCACCUCGACAUCAAGGUACCGGAUUCGAACCAGCCCGCGACGAAGGACCGGCUGGUCGCUCUUCCUAGUCUCAAGUCGCUCUAUGUCGAAGGGAGUCUCAGUGAAUCCAUUGAUUUUAUGGAACAUGUGGUGGUACCUGGAUCGGCCAAGGCGGACGUGUCGGUGGUCUACGCGACUGGGAGGGAUGGCAGGCAAAGUGCACCGGAGGGGUCCUCCCUCCAACCUCGAAUCCUCAAGCCGUCCGACACCAACCCACCAUCAGGUAGUAACCCCCGUGAAAUCGCCUUCACCCGAUCUAAUCCUACCAGCGUUAUCAUCGACACCGAUGUCGAUACCUGCGGCACGAUGCGCAUCCGAGAGAACAUGGACCUGUUCACCGUGAUCCUGACAUCGGAGAGGUAUGGCACGCUGACUGAUGGCGGGCGCGCGGUGUUGGCUAGCCUACCCAGCACCGAUAUCCGCUCUCUCGCGAUUCGCCUGUUCCCGCGUGAAGAGUGUUUCAAGCUCGACGAGCUGCUUCCGGUUCUACAGUCGGUGGAGGAACUCUGGGUGGGUGAGGCGGACGGUUCGCUGGUCAUCCACACACCGUUGGAGGACCCGUGUCUGUUUUACGGCUCGCAAUACCCUGUGCAGUUUCUCCCGGCUUUGAAGGUCCUCGUGUUCGAACGUGUUUCUAUCCUCAGCAAGGACUCUCCAUGCAUUAACUUGCAAUACCGUGACGGCGAUUUCGUUGUCCCGCCAGUCGUGUUUGGCGACUUGAUGAACCUUUUGAAACUUCGCGCGCAUAUAGGAUAUAAGAUCUCGAAGCUACAGUUUGGGGUGGCUGAUAAUUUGACGGCUGCGCAAGUGGAGGAGCUGGAGACGGUGGUUGAGGAGGUUGUUUGGUCAGGGGUCGAGAAGUUUAGAAAUGGAUGCGGAUCGGAGAGGGAGGAUUGCCCUUGCAAAGGGGAGUAG